Vitrella brassicaformis is the source of this 2134-nucleotide messenger RNA. Lineage: Eukaryota; Vitrellaceae. The record is from the annotation of a GenBank genome assembly.
UCAAUCGGUACUGAGUGCAUGAGUAGUGUCCACGCACGAGUAUGAUGGACGAGAGGAUGGUGUAGGUGAACAGCAGGACGGCCCCAGCGUGUCGUGGCUCUCUAUGGCGUUGGUCAGCGCCUCACUAAAGUCGCCAAGAGCCGCGUAGAAGCUGCACAACACAACAAGACGGACAGAGGUAUGUGUCCCUUUCCUCUGUGUGUUCCCAUGAGGUCCCAUGCGCACAGAGUGAGUAUGGCUUUGGGGAAGGAGCCGAAGUACUGGUGGUCUUCGUCGGACGAGAGGAGGGUGAAGACGCCCGCGAAGACCAGCAGGAUGUAGACGUACAGACACAGAAACAUGCUGAUGUCCGAAAACAUCCUCACAACCGCACUGACACAUACACACAGCACACACAGCAUGAGACACCCCUCUAUGGCUGUGCAGAUGCCUUCCUCACUAACAGUAUGAGUGGUCCCACGGCUGGGUGAAGGCUGGCGGUUUGGAGGAGGCGCAGCACAAAGAGCAGCGCGACGACUAUGCCCGAGCUGACCUCCGCCUCCGACGACCACCCAAUGAAGUGGAUGGCGAUGAAGAUCGCGAUCGACAAGGAGGUUCCUGCGUCGAGUCGGUUCCUGCAUGAAUAUGCCCAGACCGACAGCACACAAACAAAUGGAGCCCCCAGCACACUUGGCUCUGCCAUCCUGCCUUCUACCAUGAGUCGGUCCAGUACGCUGUCUUCAGACGGAUGCCCUGCAGACACACAUGAAGCAUGAUGCGUGUCGUCGCUUCUCAGCCAUGUCUCCUCUCGUCUGCCUGUCUUACUUGGAAGAUUUCUGAGUCAUAAAGCCCGCGCCCGUCAGCACCGAACCCCACAGCCACACCAACGGCCACACCCCCGGCAGCAUCACGUCGCUGUCUCCCUUGAUCGAUUCGAUGUGCAGCAGCACAAAGGCCACCCUGACAACACACACAGAGAAGAGAUGCCAUGUGUCUCUCUGCCUCCAUCGUGGUGCAUGUCUGCCGUCUUACAUCAGCAGCAUUGACAGCACUCGGGUAAUAAACACAUCACGGGGUGUAAGCUGAACAAAGUUGAACGCUUCAAGUAUCACAGGUGGUAGUUGCCAAUGCUUUGUGACGAGAGAGAUGCAGUUGGCUGUCACGAUCAUUCGCAGCAGGGAGAAGGAGGAGACAUAAUCGGACUGAAGACAGAAAGGGGGAAAUCUCUCGUGUGGCUUACCUUGGGUGACAACAGUGAGCGGUUCCGCAGACUCGAGCAGCGCAAACCACUCUCUCUCUUUGCCUUCAAAUGACUGCUCGAAGUCCCCUAGCAUGGUAUCGCUGCAGAACUUGGCUGUGAGAGCCUGAACCGAUUGAGUGGCAAUCAAAUGCAGAAAUGGAAGUUAGUGUGUGUAACAGUUGGGGAUUGUUUACUUCCACCCAGCCUGCCGUCUUCUCAAAGUCACUGCACGCAAAGGGGGGGAAAAAGACGCAGAUUCUCAUUGCCUUGUUCCGAUUAUCUCUUGAUCUCACUCUGUCAGGGAGUCUUUCUGCCGAGACUUAACCAAUCCACGGAACUUAGAGCACCAGCGGAGACCGACGACGCCCAACGAGUAAGACCGUCUCAGGCGCUCUCCAAUGCCGCGUUUCACGAUGGGAAACACUUUGGGAAAGAUCUCUGGCUGUGACAUCUUGUUAAGGCUCUCGCUACUUUUUUCGAGUCGCUCGAUGACCGCACCUCCAGCCGCGGCAAACAUCGCGGCGAGGGCCUUCGCCUGCUUUUUAUCGAGAUUGUUGAUGGCAAGAUCGAGAGCCGUCCUUCCAGUCUGUAGGAAUCACGACCAAGGACAGUUCCAGCACAUGUGUGCGACUCGAUAGGCGUAGUGUAGCCUACUUUGCCUUUGAUCUUCCACAGCUGUGGGUUCGCCGUCAACAUCACCUCCACCACAUCGUCACGCACCUCAAACAACAUCUCCAUGCCCGAACACUUGUCUGAGAAGCACACAGAAGCUACGUGCUGCACCAUGUGUCUGUGAUGCCAAGGGCGUAAUGGAUGGCAGACCCCAUCCCGCCCCACUCUCCAGUUGUCAGCACUUUCUCGACUUGAUGAGGCGACAGACGAGCAAGGAUCCUCCCCAGGGACUCCCCAUCCCAU